GAUUCAUUUCUCGGUCGCGACGGCAACAUCCACCGCAGCCAAUAUAAAAGCUGCUACACCUUGGCGCACCUCACAUUUCUCCUCAUUCACUGUCAAGUUCAGGGUGGAAUAGCUUCCAUCGCAAUAUUUAUUUAUUUAUUUAUUUAUUUAUUCCUACUUAUAAGUGCCCCGUGUUGACCUGUGACCUGUGAUAGCACCAAAAUUAACUUUAAAAAAAAACCUAGUUGGAUAUUGUCCUGAGGAUCAGCUAACAUUAAAACACAGAUAUGAAGCUAGCUGUGGGGAUAUGCCUAUGUUGGCUUGUCACACUUUUGAUGGUGCUCGAUAGUGGUGUCGCAUCACCUGUGCCCAAAGAACCAACUGUUAAGGGAAGGCAAUCGCCUGUAGCUCCAGCGCCUGCAGUUGAUGAUGAUGACGACGAUGACGAUGAUGAGGAUGAUUUGGAAGAUGCUCUAGAUGAUGACGACGACGAUGAUGAUGAUGACGAUGUACCGGCGGGCAGUAGUGAUGACGAUGACGACGAUGAUGAUGAAGACUACUUUGAGCGUUUCUUCGAUGACAUCUUGGGAGAGGAUGACGACGAUGACGAUGAUGAUGUGAGCCCAUCGACUGGUAUCCAGCAACCUGCUCCAGCUGCCCCAGCGGCUCCACUUGAACCCGCACCAGCCGUUGAUUAUACCAACGAAAUUGAAGGUGGACCCGUUCUCUAUGAUGAAGAUGAAGCUGCUGCCGAAGGUGUUGAUGUCAUUGCACCAUCACUUGAACCCAUUGAGGGUGGCGUAAAGGACCCCGCUGAGAAUCCCGUGCCCGUUGCAGCCGUUGAAGAGGAUGACGACGAUGACGAUGAUGACGAUGAGGAAGAUCUCGAGGAUGCCUUGGAUGACGACGAUGAUGAUGAUGACGAUGACGAUGAUGACGAUGAAGAUGACAUUGUAAUCGAUGCGAGAGGAAAAUCACAUGGCGCUGAGACGGCACGUGGCGCCCCCUCGCUGACUGAUUCACAGCAACUCAAUCAACUCGUCGAUGGCGUCUUUCGUCGCUUCAACACUCUGCUGAAGAAGAACUACGAUCCCGUCACUGUACGCCUGUCUACACUUGCAGAGCUCAAUGAGCGUCGUCGUGAGAGUCUCAAAGCCACGGGAGCUACGAAAACCACACAGAAGGACACGAAGAAGAAGAAAAAGAAGAAGGGUGUGAAGAAGGGCAAGAUGGCGGCACCCAAAGCCAAAGCUUCCCUCCAUGGACUGGCUACGUUGGAGCGUACGGGGGAUGCUCGGGCAAAUUUCCGCCAAAUUGACAAUGCCAACGUAACAAUGGUCAAAGCCAAGUUCCACCUGGGUCCAUUGAGGCUGCGUGUUGAGAAGGUAUUCGGACGCGGUACGAAGAGAGAACUUCGCAGCGCCACCGCUACAACAACCCAAAUGACCGGUCAGAUUAAUCUGCGUGUUGCCAAUGAGACGGCAGUUUUGCACUCAAUUCGUGUGCAGCAGCCGCGUCAGGUGCUCGUGGAGGGGAAUGCAAAGGGGGGCGUAAGGAAGGGAGACUCCAACAUUGCGCAUCUAGCUUCCAGCAAGCUUCGUGCUGCAGCCAGGGCAUUGCUGUCGAAUGUACCCCUGGGUAAAUGGAGCUUCAGCAUGUAGAGAGAGGAAGUUUUGACGCAAUAAAAAUGAUAUCAAGACUUUAAC
This is a messenger RNA of Lutzomyia longipalpis, 1685 nucleotides long. Its product is annotated as mitotic apparatus protein p62-like. The record is from RefSeq and is a predicted model, not a curated record. NCBI's taxonomy places the organism in Eukaryota, Metazoa, Arthropoda, Insecta, Diptera, Psychodidae. The coding region runs from base 267 to 1640 and encodes 457 amino acids. The transcript has 5 exons.